Messenger RNA from Prunus armeniaca (apricot), 1605 nucleotides. Lineage: Eukaryota; Viridiplantae; Streptophyta; Magnoliopsida; Rosales; Rosaceae. The record is from the annotation of a GenBank genome assembly.
AUGAGAGUGAGCUCCAGCCCCACACAAAAUCUUUGGCUACAUGAUAUGAACUCCUACGUCCACCUCCACCAUUUCUCCAUCUCCACAAACCCAUGCUCUCCCAAAUCCUCCUCCUUCUCUUGCUCCAUGCCUCGCCCUCCCAAUCGCAAUCGCAGAACUCGCGGCAACCGAAACCCAAGCCGCCCAACCACCACCAUAACUACCACCACCACAAAACCCUACUUCUACCCUUCUUCUUCGCCAUCGCGCCCUGAUACGCUCCAAGCCACCUUCGACCUCCAAUUCCUCUACCACACCUCCCACUACAGCCUCCAACAAUUCCUCUCCUCCGCCUCUGACGCCCUCCAAGAUCUUCGGACCCUCGUCUCCGUCGACGCCGAUAAUCGCGUCAUCGUUUCCUGUCGCCCUUCCACGCUGCGUUUCGUCGGAAAUUUGGUGGUUAUGACCUUCGCCGUCGUUUUGGGGUUUAGGGUUUUGGUUGGGUUGGUGAGGUUAGGGUUUGGGGGUCGGUCCGGGUAUGGGAGGGAGGGGACGGUGGUGAGGAGGGAUCGGAGUCUUGGGGGAAAAGAGGUUGUGGUGGGGAGGGUAGAGAAGGAUAGAGUUGAUGUGAGGAAAAAGAAGAGUUUUGGGAUGUUGGACAAUCCUCUGUCGAUGCCGAAGAGAACGGUGGUGGAUGGUUUGGGGAGGCUUUUGAAUAGCCGGGUUCGGGUUUGGGAGAAAAAAAAGCUGCCGAGUUGGUGGCCAAGCUCCAUGCCGCAGCAGAGUUCGGUGGUGGAUAAGCAUUAUUAUCAAAGCGAAGCAGAUAGAUUGGUUAGAGCGAUCACGGACAAUAGAAUGAGCGGAAAGGACAUUGUGGAGGAUGAUAUUAUUCAUUUACGUCAAAUAUGCAGGGCAUCUAGAGUACGGGUCACCUUUGAUACAACAAAUACACGAGAUUCAUUCUACCGUGUGUCUGUUGACUUUGUCUUAAAUACUUGCAGCAGGGCCCCAAGUCGCUCUACUUAUGUUCAGAUUGACGGCGAAGAUGUUUGUCAAUUUGUUGCUGGGCUUGCUGAGAAUAUUGGGCUUGACAACAUUCGUGCUGCAAGAAUUGUGUCUGCAGCCGUUGCUGCACGUACACGUUCAUGCUUUUUGCAGGCGUGGGCUUUGGUAAUGCAAGGUAAACAUGCAGAAGCAGUACUGGAAUUGUCAAAGAUAUGCCUUAUUUUGCGGAUAUUUCCUCCCGAGGAGUCCUCUCCAGAGAUGGAGAUGGUGGCUCGAGGCUUGGCGAAACACUUGAAAUUGAAUCAGAGGCAAUUUCUAAUGAGCAUGCUUGUUGGCAUUUGUAGUGAAGAAAGCCAAAGAAGAGUCGCAGAAGCUUUGGGUUUGAGAGUCGGAGCUAUAUGGGUCACCAAUUCCAUGAUUAUUGGUCCCACAUUUUAUGGCUUAAGUGCAGUCGCCGUUGGUUUGAACCUUGUGAAGCAAGAAAGCAAGAAAUUGAAAGAAAAAAUCUUGACCUAUCUGGGCUGGACGGGGAAAUCUUGGAUGCCUUAUAGACCUCACCCUUAUCCCAUUAGCUCAAAGAUAUCAUCUUUCAGAGGUGCUGGUGAUGAUGAUGAACAAUAA